This is a messenger RNA of Lachancea meyersii CBS 8951, 1734 nucleotides long. The record is from the annotation of a GenBank genome assembly. Lineage: Eukaryota; Fungi; Ascomycota; Saccharomycetes; Saccharomycetales; Saccharomycetaceae.
AUGUCAAAGCUUGUCCCGAUAGCAAGCCCUCGUCUCCAUCAAGCUGAUGAGUUGGCGGGAGAAAAAGACCCUCGUUACUCCUCGGAAGAACCAAAAGAAGGUUACGUGACUGGCUUAGAGGUUGUUUCCAACGAAGGUCCGAAUCAAAGAAAGCACUUGCCACUUCAGGCCUAUAUGCACUAUGCUGACAUUCAGCGAGAGUUUGAGAAAGCUGGCGACGAGAAUGGCCUCUACGCCAGUCAAGAAAAACAAAUGAGCACAGAUCCUCACAGUAACGUGACUACGGCAAAGCUGGACACCCAUCGAUCUUUGCGUAUAGCAAAGGUAUACUCGGUUUUCUUUUUGAUCACAACGGAUAUUCUGGGGCCAAGCAAUGCCCCAUAUGCUGUUGCACAGAUGGGAUGGGCUCCCGGAGUGAUUCUCUACGUUCUCUUUGGUAUCUUCGCUGCGUUUGGCGGGUGGCUGCUCAACCGCUGCUAUUGCAAAGUUGACUCAAACAAUUAUCCAAUUCGCACCUUCUCUGAUCUGGCUGGUCGUCUAGUGGCACCUUGGUUCAAAUACCCGUUCGCCAUUUUGCAGUUUAUCCAGAUGAUAUUGAACUGUGGAGUUCUUCUUCUCGGAACCGCUCAAGCAGUGUCACAAAUGCUGAUUGUCAAUAGAGGCCAAGAUAACUUCUGCUUCACGGUUGAUAUUCUAGUGUGGAGUCUGUUGUGUAUGAUUGUUGGUCAGAUAAAGUCUCUCGGGAGAUUUGCGUACAUUGCGAACUCUGCGGUUUGGAUGAACAUCGCCAUCUGUAUUAUCACAAUGGUAGGCGUUGCGGUUGGUGGUCCUUAUUACGGUAUUUUCGAGCAAUAUGGAAAAGGUCUUCCUUAUUUCCAGCCCGGAACCUUUGAUCCUUUACCAAUUAAGCAAUACGCAAUCACACCGGGUACCAUUAGUGAUCGUAUUUCAGGUAUGAACAAUAUGGUUUUUGCCUGGGGCGGUGCUACCAUCUUUUGCGAGGUGAUGGCAGAAAUGAGACGGCCAAUGGAUUUUUGGAAAGGAAUGAUUUGUGCGCAAAUUCUCAUUCUAGUAGUUUACCUUUUCUACGGACUUUUUGUUUAUGGGUACGACGGACAAUUCAGUUACGUUACGGCAAAUCAGGGUAUUGGAUCCAUUGGCUUGCAAAACGCUGCUAAUGUUUUGAAUAUUAUUACGCAACUUAUCGCUGCAGUACUUUAUGGUAACGUCGGCAUUAAAGUCUUCUACCAGGGUUUUCUGGUGUCAAAUUUCGACUUUCCUUCUCUUGACUCACGUAAAGGUACGUUUGCUUGGGGCAUUUUUGUGUUCAUUUACUGGUCAAUCGCCUACAUUAUUGGCACCGCCAUUCCAUCUAUCAGCUCGUUGGUAUCGAUCAUUGGGUCUUUUUGCAUCUUCAAUUUUUCGUACACAUUUCCAUUUCUGUUCGCCUUGUGUUUGUUGUGCCGCCGAGAUGCAUCUUUGGCAGACCGCUUUGAUCCUAUAACUAUGACUGUCGAAAAAGCAGACUCGUACUACCGCAACUGGUCUCGCUGGAAGCGAGCUUUCGGUCAUGGUGGCGUUACACGAACUUUGAUAAAGUUGUCGCUACUUUUGCUCUGCCUUGCUUCGCUUGCAACUUGUGGUCUAUGUUCUUAUUCCGCAAUAGAGGGAGCUAUCGCAGCCUACGCGACUAAUUUUGCACAGCCAUUCACUUGCGCGUCCCCUGUCGCAUAA